Setaria italica (foxtail millet) is the source of this 1085-nucleotide messenger RNA. RefSeq names its product peptidyl-tRNA hydrolase, mitochondrial. Gene Ontology annotation, molecular function: peptidyl-tRNA hydrolase activity. Lineage: Eukaryota; Viridiplantae; Streptophyta; Magnoliopsida; Poales; Poaceae. The transcript has 8 exons. Bases 35 to 874 code for a protein of 279 amino acids. The record is from RefSeq and is a predicted model, not a curated record.
CCCGUAACCGCGUGUUAUAAAAUCACCGGCGGCGAUGCGGCUUCUCUCCGGCGUCCUCGCUUCCUCGUCCGCGCUUCUCUCCGGCGUCCUCGCUUCCUCGUCCGCGCUUCUCUCCGGCGUCCUCGGCUCCGCGUCGGCCGCGUUCGACCGCCUCGGAUUCUCGCGCGUAUCCUUCGGCCGGGCGAACCCCUCAAGCAUGCCGGCCCCCGCUUGUAAAGCCGCUGCUGCCUCUUCGUCUGCCGCUGCCGACGCCGACGCCGGCGCCCAGAAACCGUGGCUCUUCGUCGGUCUGGGGAACCCCGGAAGGAUGUACAAAGGCACUCGGCAUAACGUUGGCUUUGAGAUGAUUGAUGCUAUCGCAGAAGCUGAGGGAAUUUCAGUCACCAGUAAGCAAUUUAAGGCGAUCGUCGGGAAAGGCCUUAUUGGUGAUGUUCCUGUAAUGCUUGCCAAGCCACAGACUUUUAUGAAUGCAAGUGGUGAGUCUGUUGGACAGCUCGUUUCAUAUUUCAAGAUACCACUAAAUCAAUUAGUUGUGAUAUAUGAUGAUCUUGAUAUACCGUUUGCAAAAUUGCGGCUGCUGCCAAAGGGGGGACAUGGCGGGCAUAACGGGAUGAGGAGUAUUAUCGACCAUUUAAAACAGAGCCGCAAUUUUCCACGUCUGAGGAUGGGCAUUGGACGGCCACCUGAGGAGAUGGGCGCUAUCAGUUUUGUUCUACGAUCAUUCAGCAAGGAAGAAAAGGAAGAGCUUGAAGUGACGUUCCAAAGAGGCUUGCAAGCAGUAAGGAUCAUGGUACGGGAAGGAUUCAACAAAAGUGCAACAUUUGUGAACACUCCACUGCCAUUAGAAAUGCCAUUAGAAAUGUUGAAUAGAUAAAAAUUGCUUCGGAUUGUAUUCAAAACGCCGUAUAGAUUAGAUUCACAUAGUUGCUGACCCUAGGGCCAUUGUCCCUGACGUGUGAAGAUACAGCCCUGGAGAUAUCAUAGUUUCUGUAAAGAUUUGAUUACACAUGUCACAGCUGUAUACAUUGGAUUCACAUGGCUGUUUUCAGGUUAAGGGGAUUAUUUGAAUUUCUUUCUGUUUGUUC